AAGCAACAUUUAGUAAAUAAAUCUUAGGAAAGUAGAGAAUCCAAAUGUGGAACAGAUCUGAGUUGAGUUGCGUGGACAUUUCAAUACAGCUCUCCGUUGACUGUUGGUGUCGUGAAACAGCAAGAGCAUAUAUAUAACCUCAUUCAUUACUACUGCUACUGUUUAAUGUUUUUCCUCAAAUUUCCAAUCAUCACGCACGCCACUGAAUCAAAUCGAUCGAUCGAUCACUUCUGCUUCUUCUUCACCUUUUUUUAAUGAUAUGAUAUGAUAUGGGUGAAGAAGAAGAAGAAGUAAUAGUAACUCAUGAUGCCAACAACAAAUCCAAUCCUAAACUAACCUUAUUACCUCUCAUUGCUCUCAUUUUCUACGAAGUUUCAGGCGGUCCUUUUGGAGUCGAAGAUUCUGUGAGAGCCGGUGGUGGUCCUCUUUUAUCCUUACUUGGUUUCUUGUUUUUCCCUCUUAUCUGGAGCCUUCCUGAAGCUCUUGUCACCGCCGAACUCGCCACCACCUUCCCUCACAACGGCGGUUAUGUUAUUUGGGUUUCCUCUGCUUUUGGACCCUUUUGGGGUUUUCAACAAGGCUUUUUGAAAUGGUUCAGUGGCGUCAUGGAUAAUGCUCUUUACCCUGUUUUAUUCCUAGAUUACUUGAAACAAUCUUUUCCUAUUUUUAACUUAAUGAUAGCUCGAAUCCCUGCUUUAUUGGGUAUCACAUUUUCACUCACUUAUCUCAAUUAUAGAGGUCUUCACAUUGUUGGUUUCUCUGCUGUUCUUCUUGCCAUUUUCUCACUUUCUCCGUUUCUCCUUAUAGCUAUUCUUUCUCUUCCUAAAAUCAGACCAACACGAUGGCUUGUUGUAGAUUUUAAAAAGGUCAAUUGGCCUGGUUACUUCAAUAACAUGUUCUGGAAUUUGAAUUAUUGGGAUAAGGCUAGUACUCUUGCAGGGGAGGUUCAAAAUCCAAGUAAAACAUUCCCAAAAGCACUUUUUGGAGGAAUGCUUUUGGUCAUUUCUUCCUAUUUGAUUCCACUGCUUGCAGGAACAGGUGCUUUGACUUCAUCUUCAAAUGAAUGGGCUGAUGGCUAUUUUGCUCAGGUGGGGAUGUUGAUUGGUGGAUUUUGGCUUAAGCUGUGGAUUCAAGCCGCUGCUGCCAUGUCUAACCUCGGUUUGUUUGAAGCAGAAAUGAGCAGUGAUGCUUUUCAACUUCUAGGGAUGAGCAAAAUGGGGUUGCUCCCAGCUAUAUUCUCAUCAAGGUCUAAGUAUGGAACGCCGACUGUUAGCAUUUUGUUCUCUGCCACUGGAGUUAUCUUCCUGUCAUGGAUGAGCUUUCAGCAAAUACUAGAGUUCCUCAAUUUCUUAUAUGCUAUAGGAAUGCUUCUUGAGUUUGCAGCUUUUAUCACUUUGAGAUUGAAGAAGCCAAAUCUAUGCAGACCUUAUAGAGUUCCGUUGCAAACAUUUUGGGCGACCAUGCUUUGCUUGCCUCCUGCUUUGUUACUUAUUCUAGUUAUGUGUCUGGCUUCUUUGAGAACGUUCUUUGUGAGUGGAGCAGUAGUAAUCGUUGGAUUUAUCUUAUACCCUAUCCUAGUUCAAGCCAAGAAUAAAAAAUGGUUACUAUUUGAAGCCGAACAACUUUCGUCACCUUCUAAUGGUUGGCAGCCAUGCGAAUCAAUUGUUUCAGGACUGGUUGGCCAUGACAACAAGGAUUCUGAGCUUCUUCUGAGCUCACCAUUGGCUGUUGUGGAAGAAGAAUUAUCUUUGAUGCAAAGUGAUUCUAAGCCAAACUAGCAGUAUCAUCUUGUCUUGACAUAUUUUCUGUCGACAAUUCACAUAAGAUUGUUACAUAUUUUGGUCUUUUUGACCAUCCUUCUGGUAGCAAGAAACGGAUAUGGUUUUCGAUUAUGCUGUUGGUUAGAGUACUGAGGGGCUAGGGUAAAACAAAUAUUCAAAGAGCAAAGGCAGGGUUGUGCUUGUAGGAUUGCGGAAUGGUAAGCAGGGUGUUACCAAAUCAUGUUGUUGUACCAUAUAUUAUAAAUUUGUUAUUGCCAUCAAUUUUUACAUAGAA
Messenger RNA from Trifolium pratense (red clover), 2055 nucleotides. Its product is annotated as probable polyamine transporter At3g19553. The transcript has 2 exons. Gene Ontology annotation, cellular component: membrane. Gene Ontology annotation, molecular function: transmembrane transporter activity. The record is from RefSeq and is a predicted model, not a curated record. The coding region runs from base 270 to 1778 and encodes 502 amino acids. Gene Ontology annotation, biological process: transmembrane transport. NCBI's taxonomy places the organism in Eukaryota, Viridiplantae, Streptophyta, Magnoliopsida, Fabales, Fabaceae.